AUGUCUACAGAUAGUUCGCCGAUUAAAUUCGGAGAAUAUUAUGAUAUUUUGUCUUAUUAAUCGGUCAUUAUUUUUGGAAAUAUCGUGUAUGAUAUAUCUUAUGAUAAAAUUUUAAAUAGAGUCCGUGUAAUCUAAAGAAAGGAUUAAAAAAAUAAAUAUUACACACUUCCUAUAAUAGACCAUAGGUACAGAUAUUUUUUUUCAAAAGGAAAAACUUUAAUUGCGGAUGAUGAAAAUCAUGAUGAUAAAAAUGUCUACUUAUAUUCAAUUGAAAAUAUAAUUUGUAGAGAUACUGAGCAUAUAACUAGUAAUCUAAAAUGUGUUUAAUGCAAAAAUAAUGAAUAUUUUAAAGAUGAUAUAUGUUUAGGUUGCCCACAAGGAACUUUUUUUGAAAAUAAUAUAUGUAUUGCAUGUAUGCAAGGAUGUAUAUCAUGUGAUAAUAAAACUACUUGCAUUAUAUGUGAUUAAGGUUAUUAUAAAAAUAAUUUGAACGAAUGUAAACCUUGUAAUAUUAAUUGUAAAACUUGUCAAAAUGAUAAUCCAGAUAUAUGUGCUUCUUGUAAUUCACCUAAAGUUUUACAAAUAAAAAACUAAACAUGUGUAGAUGCUUGUGAUAGUAAUUAAUAUUUAGAUAAUACUCAAAUUGAUAUACCUAAAUGUAGGGAUUGCGAUAUUUUAUGUCUUAAAUGUGUAGACGCAAAUUCUUGUUAACUUUGUGUAAAUGGCAAUUUUUUUAAUACAAAUACUUUGAAAUGUGAACCAUGUGAUGCUUAGUGUACUACAUGCCAAAACGGUACUGAUAAUACUAAAUGCCUGUCCUGCUCACCUCCUUUAUAUUACCAAUAACUGGAAAAAAAAUGCGUUAGGAAUUGCAAUUAAGGCUAAUAUGCGAACACUUAAAGUAGUCUAUGUGAAUUAUGUGAUCCGAAUUGUUAAACUUGCAAAGAUUCAAAGACUUCUUGUCUUACUUGUAAUAAUAAUUAAUAUUUAUAAACUAACUAAACUUGCAAAGAUAUUUGUUUACCAAAAUAAUAUCCGGAUAAUACGAGAAAAUGCUAGCCGUGUAAUGCAUCAUGCUUAUCAUGUAUUAAUAAUACUUCAUGUUCUACAUGUGCUGAUGAUAAUUAUUUAAAUCCUUUAACUUAAUUUUGCUCACCUUGCUCCGCUAACUGUAGAACUUGUGUUAAUAAUGCUGAUACUUGUACAUCCUGUAUUAAGGGCUAAUAUUUAAAUACUGAUACUAAUAGAUGUGAACAAUAUGCUUUAAGGACAUGCUAAUAAUGCAAUGCGACUUGUCUUACAUGUUAAAAUGCUAUUUCGUGUAACACAUGUAAUGCGGGAUAUUAUAUAAACACAAGGAGUAAUUUAUGUGAAAAAUGUGAUGAUAAUUGUCAAACAUGUGAAAAUGGAAUAGUAAAUAAUUAAUGUAUUACAUGUAAUAAUAAUUAAGUUCUUUUAUAAACUAAAAAAUGUGUCGAUAAUUGCGAUAAUAAAUAAUAUGAGGAUUUAAAUAAAAAUUGUUAGUAAUGUGAUCCUACGUGUCUUACUUGUUCGAAUUCUAAUACAUGUGAUACUUGUGAGGAAGGAUCAUACUUAAAAAGAAGUACAUAAAAAUGCGAAUUAUGUGACUUAAAUUGUAAGACAUGUAUAGAAAAGGGCAAAUGUGUAUCUUGUAAAUAGAAUUAUUUUCUAACCUAAGAUUAAUAAUGUAAACUUGAAUGUGAUUAAUCUUUUUUUCCCGAUUCUUAAGGAAAUUGUUUACCAUGUGAUUCUAAUUGUUUAAAUUGUAAACAAUUUAAUGAAUGUACAGAAUGUUUUUAGGGACUCUAUUUAUUUAAUGGAUUCUGUAGUAAUGAAAUUUAUUGCUAAGAGAAUACUUACUUAGACCAAAAUGAGUGCAAAAUUGAAUGUCCUUAAAAUAAAUUUAAAAAUGUAGAGACUAAUACAUGCGAUCCUUGCCAUUUCUCAUGCAAAAGAUGCACAGAAGCAAACAAUAUUAAAUGCUUGGAGUGCGAAAAUGGACUUGUUUUAAAUGAGGAUGGUAAAUGUGAGAAAAAAGUAUAAGAAAAAAAUGCGACUACUAGUAAGUUGAUGUUUAAAGUAUAUCUUGUAGUUACUAUAUAUAUAUUAAUCGCCUGUAUAAUUUGCCAUUUUUUAGAUUAUAAAUCCUAUUUUAGAAAUAGGAAAGUGAAAAAUUUCGAAGAAGAAGAUUGCAAACCGAAAACACCAAAAUCUUAAAUGGAACCCGUAAAAGACCAGAUUGCAAUAUAAAAUGCAGAAGAAAAUGUAAACAAAGAAAAUUAAAGGUAAAGGCUAAGGUCUAAAUCAGAUAUUCAAAAAGCAAAUUAAUAAAUAGAAUAAAUAGACAUAAAAUCACAAAAGAAUAAUAAUAAAAUUAAUAGAAAUCCAAGAAAAUAAAGUAAUUAUAUAAGUUAAAGUUAAGCUUGCCCUGAUUAAAAUACUUAAAAUAUGUCUGAAUUUAAAAAUUUUAUCGAUAAAUAGAUUAUAUAAAAUAAUAAGAAUAAGAAAAACAAUACAAAUGUUAUUUAUUUAAUGAUAUUUAAAAUGAAAAUAAUAAUAUAAAUAAAGUUAAUAGAAUAAAUAUAAAUCAUAAUUAUUAUUAAUAUGACUAGAAAUUAUAUUUUACAAUUAUUGCGAAUGAAUUUUUGGAAAUGUAUUUAAUAUAAGACUAUACACGAAAUUCUUUAAUUAGGGCUUUAUUAAUGUAUUUUAAAUAAUGCUUAUUUAUGCUAGUUUGCUUUUAUUAUAAUAUGA
Molecule: messenger RNA, 2775 nt
Organism: Ichthyophthirius multifiliis
Lineage: Eukaryota; Ciliophora; Oligohymenophorea; Hymenostomatida
Product: zinc finger lsd1 subclass family protein, putative
Exons: 2
Source: RefSeq, a predicted model, not a curated record